Molecule: messenger RNA, 1832 nt
Organism: Alosa alosa (allis shad)
Lineage: Eukaryota; Metazoa; Chordata; Actinopteri; Clupeiformes; Clupeidae
Gene: ddx47
Product: DEAD (Asp-Glu-Ala-Asp) box polypeptide 47
Exons: 12
Coding region: 58-1596 (512 amino acids)
Molecular function (GO): nucleic acid binding; ATP binding; RNA helicase activity
Source: RefSeq, a predicted model, not a curated record
UAGCAAGCAUUUCCGGACAUGCGUACAACCUUCUAUUAACACGGGGCAUCGGUAAGCAUGGCGCACGUUCAGGAGGAGAAGGAAAAUAAUGAAUUUAAGAACUCGGACCAGAGUGAGGACGACACAAAUAAUGAAGACCUGGUCGAAAGCUUGGAUGGAGAAGAUGACUGCAAUGAGAAAGAGGAGCCAGCCAAAACAUUUAAAGAUUUGGGUGUAACCGAGGUACUUUGUGAAGCCUGUGACCUGCUGGGAUGGACGACUCCCACUAAGAUCCAGGUAGAAGCCAUACCUGUGGCUCUGGAAGGACGGGAUGUAAUUGGCCUGGCAGAAACAGGCUCUGGGAAGACAGGGGCGUUUGCUCUGCCCAUUCUUCAGUCACUUCUCUCCUCUCCACAAAGGCUCCACACAUUGGUGCUCACACCCACAAGAGAGCUUGCCUUCCAGAUUUCUGAGCAGUUUGAAGCCUUGGGCUCCAGCAUUGGUGUAAAGACAGCUGUGAUUGUUGGUGGUGUUGAUCAGAUGUCUCAAGCCUUGGUAUUGGCCAAGAAACCCCACAUUGUAAUUGCUACCCCAGGGAGAUUGGUUGACCAUCUGGAAAACACCAAAGGUUUCAACAUGAGAGCUCUCAAGUUUCUAAUCAUGGAUGAAGCAGACAGAAUUCUAAACAUGGAUUUCGAGGCAGAGGUGGAUAAGAUCCUGAAAGUGAUUCCCCGUGAGAGGCGAACUUUUCUUUUCUCUGCUACUAUGACCAAAAAGGUCCAGAAACUACAACGCGCAGCUCUGAAGGACGCAGUUAAAUGUUCAGUAUCCACUAAAUAUGCAACGGUGGAAAAGCUCCAGCAAUAUUACGUAUUCAUACCAUCAAAAUUUAAGGAUUGCUAUCUGGUGUCCAUACUGAAUGAACUGGCAGGAAACUCCUUCAUGAUUUUUUGUAGCACGUGCAACAAUGCCCAGAGGGUGGCGCUGUUGCUUCGGAACCUGGGCAUUACUGCUAUACCACUGCAUGGGCAGAUGAGCCAGAGUAAACGUUUGGGGGCCCUUAACAAAUUCAAGUCCAAAUCACGCUCUGUACUGCUGGCUACAGAUGUGGCAUCAAGAGGGCUGGACAUUCCACAUGUGGACUGUGUCAUCAACUUUGACAUCCCCACUCACUCUAAGGACUAUAUUCACAGAGUUGGAAGAACAGCCAGAGCAGGCCGCUCAGGGAAAUCCAUCACUUUUGUCACACAGUAUGACGUGGAGCUUUUCCAGCGAAUUGAAACGCUGAUUGGAAAGAAGCUUCCAGCCUUCCCCACGCAAGAAGAAGAAGUGAUGAUGCUAGUGGAGAGAGUUAGUGAAGCCCAGAGAUUUGCCAGGAUUGAAAUGAAGGAGGAAGUAGCAAAGAGGAAAAGGCCGAAAGGUGGAGAUGAUGAUGUGGACGAUACAGAGCAGUCCAGUGGUGUACGGAAAAAAGUGAAAGGAGGAAACUUUAGUGGUGGUGGAGGAGGAGGAAGAGGACGUGGUGGUGGAGGAGGAAGAGGACGCGGUGGUGGAGGAGGAAGAGGUCACAGUGGGGGAGGAAGAGGACGUGGUGGGGGUCCUAAGAGGGGACGAUAGACAUCAAGACCGUUAAUUUAGAAUUGAAAGAGUAAUGUAUAUAUUAUAAAUAUUCUUUUUUUCCCUUGAAUAUUGUAUGUCACUUCUUCAUCCCUCUUUUGACAUCUCUUUUCCCCGUCCAAUGAUACUCCACACAUUAUGGAGACAGACAGCUGUUAAGGCAGCCUAUUGUACCCUUAAAUUCUUUUCAAAACCUCACACACUUUGAAAUAAACAGAGAUGUCGAUUGGAACAUA